Messenger RNA from Nicotiana attenuata, 889 nucleotides. RefSeq lists its product as uncharacterized. The record is from RefSeq and is a predicted model, not a curated record. The transcript has 2 exons. The coding region runs from base 172 to 756 and encodes 194 amino acids. Lineage: Eukaryota; Viridiplantae; Streptophyta; Magnoliopsida; Solanales; Solanaceae.
GACGAUAAGACUUUAGCUUCGGAUAACUAACCUUAUAUCCGCAUAACUCUCCACUGAUCUCCUCUACACCUUGUUUUCUCAAUUGUUUCUUCUAUUCUCAAGCAGAAAAUCUGGUAGUUUUAUAUUCCACUUAAAAAAAGAAUAAUAUCAAGUGAUAUCUGAUCAGAAACAAUGGCGUUACUUAGGGUUCCUCCUGCUGUUUUUUUGUUUGUGCUUGCACCUCUUCUUAUCUGGGCUCCCGUGAACUGCGACGAUGAGGAAGACCAUGUCCUUUCGGGGAUCAACAGUUACCGACAAUCCCACAGCUUACCAGCGCUAACUAAGCACGACAAAGCCGAUUGCCUAGCCGACGAAAUAGCGGACGAGAUGCAAAAUCAACCAUGCCCCAGGGGUGGCAUUACCCCAGGUCCCGCACCUGAAUUCGCACAAUACCCUAAACUCUUGGACAAGUGCGACAUAAACAUAAACACGACAGCAGACGGCGUUAUCCUCCCGGUUUGCGUCCACGAUCGUGUCGCGACCCUCGUGCUGACCAACUAUACUCAAUCCCAGCAUGCGAGGUUCCUCAACAAUUCUAAGUACAGUGGAGCUGGAAUUGGCACUGAGGAUUAUUGGACUGUCCUAGUCUUGACCACGAAUACUGCCGGAGGAAGCUUUGCUAGUGGAGCUACUAGUUUGAUUAGUCAUGUGAUUGGUUGGAGUCGUUGUAAUUUGCUGUUUUCGUUGUUAGGUAUGUUCCUAGUUAAUGUUUAUUAGUGUGACUGGUAAUUAAGUGGUCUCUUAUAUCUGUAUUCGUUGCAUCUUCCGUAUGUGUAUGUAUUGUUACGUUUGUGUAGAUCAAGCUUCAUGUGCUUUUUAUAUGUGGUAAUUAAGUAAUUUCUAGACUGAA